AUGCAAAUGUCUCGUGCUCAACAAGAACAUAGUGGUUUUUGGCCUGAAGAUCGUCAACAAACAUCACUUCAAAAUAAUGAUCGAAUAGCACAAAAUUCCAUGCAACAACAAAUACAACCUUAUACAUAUCCAUAUUCAGCUAUGUAUUCGAAUAACACAAUAGAUAUGAAUAGAAAUAUUCCAUCAUCAUAUACAUCUACUAAUCAGAAUUCCUAUGUGAAUAAUAUUAUACAACCACCACCGCCACCACCUGACGAACCUUAUCCAUAUUAA
Messenger RNA from Rotaria sordida, 273 nucleotides. NCBI's taxonomy places the organism in Eukaryota, Metazoa, Rotifera, Eurotatoria, Philodinida, Philodinidae. The record is from the annotation of a GenBank genome assembly.